GGCUCCCAAUCUCUCUCUCUCUCUCUCUCAGCUCAUUUAGUUGAUUUCCAAAUCUGAACCGAAAUCCCAAAUCGGAGCUCCACAAAAAUGGCGUCCACCACCUUCAGCGGAGACGAAACGGCUCCCUUCUUCGGCUUUCUCGGCGCCGCCGCCGCCCUAGUCUUCUCCUGCAUGGGAGCGGCGUACGGGACGGCGAAGAGCGGCGUCGGCGUGGCGUCGAUGGGAGUGAUGAGGCCGGAGCUGGUGAUGAAGUCGAUUGUGCCGGUGGUUAUGGCGGGAGUGUUGGGGAUUUAUGGUUUGAUCAUUGCUGUGAUCAUCAGUACUGGGAUUAAUCCAAAGGCUAAGUCUUAUUAUCUUUUUGACGGCUAUGCACAUCUCUCCUCCGGUCUUGCUUGCGGCCUCGCCGGUCUCUCUGCCGGAAUGGCUAUCGGAAUCGUUGGUGAUGCCGGUGUUAGAGCUAAUGCACAGCAGCCAAAGCUUUUUGUUGGAAUGAUUUUGAUUCUCAUCUUCGCUGAAGCGUUGGCUCUGUAUGGUUUAAUUGUUGGGAUCAUCCUUUCAUCCCGAGCUGGGCAGUCCAGAGCAGAUUAGAGGUACCAUUCGUGCAGGCUUCUGAUGCGAGUUGUUUUGCGUCUUAAGUUACUCGCUGGUCUAAGAUACUCAUUCGGUGUGCAGAGUUCCCCCCGUGUGUGCAGUGUUUCGUUAUGUUAUCAGUCUUGCAUAGUUGGGAAGAAAUAUCCAUUUUCUUUUGUAGGAUUUGAUGAUUUGUCUUGGAAAUAAAAGCUCUUAUCAACUGA
Argentina anserina (silverweed cinquefoil) is the source of this 794-nucleotide messenger RNA. RefSeq names its product V-type proton ATPase 16 kDa proteolipid subunit-like. Gene Ontology annotation, biological process: proton transmembrane transport. Bases 88 to 588 code for a protein of 166 amino acids. The transcript has 3 exons. The record is from RefSeq and is a predicted model, not a curated record. Gene Ontology annotation, cellular component: membrane; proton-transporting V-type ATPase, V0 domain. Lineage: Eukaryota; Viridiplantae; Streptophyta; Magnoliopsida; Rosales; Rosaceae. Gene Ontology annotation, molecular function: proton-transporting ATPase activity, rotational mechanism.